Bombus impatiens (common eastern bumble bee) is the source of this 1544-nucleotide messenger RNA. RefSeq names its product peptidyl-prolyl cis-trans isomerase. The coding region runs from base 49 to 678 and encodes 209 amino acids. The transcript is spliced from 3 exons. Gene Ontology annotation, molecular function: peptidyl-prolyl cis-trans isomerase activity. NCBI's taxonomy places the organism in Eukaryota, Metazoa, Arthropoda, Insecta, Hymenoptera, Apidae. Gene Ontology annotation, biological process: protein folding; protein peptidyl-prolyl isomerization. Gene Ontology annotation, cellular component: intracellular membrane-bounded organelle. The record is from RefSeq and is a predicted model, not a curated record.
AAAGAUCGAGCCGUUUGAAAUUGAUUUUUCAGGUAACAAAGUUUGAACAUGGCGUUGAGAUCGAUCUGCCGGCUGUCAAUUGAUUCGACCUUCAGCCAUUUGAGCCAUUUGGGAGCCACCGCCCGGCCGAGACGAUCGUCUUUCGCAUUGCUCGCACGAAGUUUCGCCACUGUUGCAGAAAAUAUGAGUCUGCCGCGCGUUUUCUUUGACAUGACCGCGGAUAAUAAACCCGUGGGUCGCAUCGUAAUGGAGUUGAGGAGUGAUAUUGUCCCCAAAACAGCAGAGAAUUUUAGAGUUCUUUGUACUGGUGAGAGAGGCUUUGGUUAUAAAGGAAGCAGUUUCCAUAGAGUGAUUCCAAACUUCAUGUGCCAAGGAGGUGAUUUCACCAACCACAAUGGCACUGGUGGAAGGUCCAUCUAUGGCGCGAGAUUUGACGAUGAGAACUUUACAUUGAAACACACCGAACCUGGUAUUCUUUCCAUGGCAAAUGCAGGUCCAAAUACAAAUGGUAGUCAGUUCUUCAUCACCAGUGCCAAAACAAGCUGGCUUGAUGGCAAACAUGUUGUAUUUGGAAAAGUUAUCGAAGGAAUGGAUGUUGUUAGAAAAUUGGAAAGUAUGGGAUCUCAAAGUGGAAAGACUUCCAAAAAAAUCGUAGUAGCUGACAGUGGAGAACUGUAAUUGUUCGACUAGAUACUCUAAUGACUGCAUUUUUAUUUAGCUGUUGCAUACAACUGUUGCUAUCUUUAUUGUAUGACUCAUUCAUUCUAAUCAUCACCAUUUUCCCUUAAUAUUAUGGACUUAGUUUCCAUAUUUAAAAAAGUGUAUAUUUACCUUAAUUUGGUAUUAACAAAUCAAGUGCAUUGUAUUAUUUUUUUUAUUACAAUUAAUUGAAAUUGGAAUAUACAAUGAAAUAGAAUCUAAUGAGAUAAUUUCUUGUUCUGUCUUUUUUUUAAUUAUAAAAAACUUCAAUUUCUUGUUUAUUAUUACCUGCAAUAAGCAACAUACUUCUCCUAUAUUAAAAUGGAAUGUAAAACAAAUGAAAAAGAUUUAGAUCCACAUUCUUCCAUGGAAUAUUGAUCCUUUAAUGGUAUUAAAUGGUAUAUCACAGUAAAACGUACAUAUAUGAACUGUACGUCUUAUAAAACUUUCCUGUGUGUACUAUUCAUAUUUUAGUAUCUAAUAAGAAUAAAAUUCGUAAGCAUUUACUUACAUUUCUAAGGUCCAUAAAUAAUUAGUGAGUGUUACAUGAUUACUGUAUAAUGCAUUUAUCUGUGACGUUACGAUAUUUUAACUUUUCUAUUGUGCUUUUAUACUUAGAACCACCAAAAUAAUGCUCAUUAUCUAGGGCAUUAUUCGUUUUGAUAUGUAUACACCAUCCCAUUUCUAAGCACAGAUUGGUAAUAGAGGUUUGAUUAGUGUAAACCAUAAGAUAAUGCCUUUAGAUAAUUCCAUCUUCUUCUAAUGUAACACUAACGUUGAAAGAUGUAGUUGCAGCGGUCACAGUAAUUGGGAUUUCUAUAAAAUAAAAUUGUUUUCAGAAGUAA